This is a messenger RNA of Erigeron canadensis, 873 nucleotides long. Its product is annotated as B3 domain-containing transcription factor VRN1-like. Gene Ontology annotation, molecular function: DNA binding. The record is from RefSeq and is a predicted model, not a curated record. The transcript is spliced from 4 exons. Lineage: Eukaryota; Viridiplantae; Streptophyta; Magnoliopsida; Asterales; Asteraceae. Bases 1 to 873 code for a protein of 290 amino acids.
AUGAUUAAUUACCACACCCCAUUGCCUCCAGAGAACAAUCCAUUCAACUUUCUUAGGAUCAUUCUUUCUAACGACACUCCAUCUACAGGCAUUAGGUUAUCAAAGAAGUUUACUGGCAAACAUGGAAAGGAAUUGUCAGAUAAGGUGGCAUUGAAGUUACCAAAUGGUGAUAUCUGGGAAGUUAAGGUAAAAAAGUCAAAAGGUGAGAUUUGGCUUAAAAAAGGUUGGGGUGAAUUUGUGGAGCAUUAUGGUAUAAAGUUUGGGCACUUGUUGAUGUUUAAGUAUGAAGGGUGUUCAAUAUUUGGUGUGGUUAUAUUUAGUUCAAAUGCAUCAGAAAUAGAAUACCCUGAAAAGAACAUAAAUGGUAACAAAAAGUAUGUAAAAGAAGAUACAAGAAACAGUCAAGUUUCUUGUGGUGAGUUGAAGACCGUUAAGUCAGAAGAUGAGACUUGGAGUGAAGAUCAACAAGGUGAUGAAGGUGAAUGUUCAAAGAAGAUGGAAAGAAAAAAGAAUAUGGAGGAUGGAAGAAAAGCACUUGAAAAGGCCAAGGCUAAUUUCAAAUCUGCCAAACCUUUUUUCAUUGUUUAUAUGCAGAAAUCAUAUGUUACAAAGAGUGGAGUGUAUGUACCAGCUGAUUUCAGGAUGAAAAAAUGGAGGGGUUAUACGAACGGACUCAAAUGUUUGCUUCAGCUUAAGAAUGAUGGAACACUAAAGACAUGGGAGGUUAUUGCUGAUAAUGGUUGUUUAGGGAUUGGUGAUUGGUUGAUGUUUGUGGAAGAAAAUGCUAUUAAAGUUGGGGAUGUGUGUGUUUUUGAGCUGUUGCACAAACACCACAACGUUUUUGGGGUCACAAUCUUUCGAUCUGCUUCUUAG